AUGUCAAAGCUACCAGUUCUUGCUAAAACUUUAGUUGAUAUGGGACACAAGCGAGUUAGAAAAAACCCUCGCGUUUAUCAAAAAGCGAAAGGAAAAUUUCUAAAAGUACGACAACCUACCCCAGUUGAUCCAGUUGAAGAUGCACUUUCCAAAAAAUGGUGGGUUGAUUACCGAUUGCAGUAUGAAGCCGUCAGGAGUCUUUUUCGAUAUGAAAUCAAUCGUCAUCAAAUGGAAGCUAUUUCUGCCUCACGAAUAGAUCAUGAACAUGAGCGUAAUAGACGUCAUGAGCUAACAGAAACCUGGAACAAAGAGACCUUUCUACUAGCCGCAGAUAAAUUUGAAAGGCUCUUAAAAGCAUUGAUUGAUAAGCAAACUGAUAGACUAAUUGAUUUUGAAAAUAAACAAGCAAAGUUAUCGGACAAAUUAAAAGCUGACCUUGACACAGUAGCUCAUUCUUUAGUAGAACACGUAUCCCGACAUUAGGUACGGUGUAAAUAAGCUAUGUCUAUUUUUGGUUAUCCACACGUAAAUUCAAAGUACUUUUACAAGACUGGUAGGAACCUGUGCCUGCACUCACCCUUAGUUGUAAGCCGUUAAAUGUAGCCGUAAAGUUUCUGUAUCUGGGUAGCUGUGUGUAUGUCGUGGUGAUGUGUCAGCUGAGAUCAAUCUAUGUAUAGUAAAAAUCAGAGUGGCCUAUUGUAGUCCGGGCUAUCUUAGCAGCAUCGUGGUGUAAGUCUGGCUGUAAAAGGUGCUAUUCACAAUGCUUCGGUGAAAGCGUUUCUGAUAUGUACUUGGGAAACCUGAUUUCUCAGAGCUGAAGAUGUUAUCAGACAUGGCGCAAAAUAAAUGUCUAUCGUGCUACAUUUUCCUUCCAUAUUCACAAAUUCGAAAGCGAUUUCUUUAGCUGAAAUGAUUCUUUUUGGUUAUGUUUUCCUCAACUGAACUGUUUCUCCCAUUAUUUACUAUUUUCGUUCACUUAUUGCUGUUCACUUGUUUUUUUAUAUUAUACUCACUAUCCUUUCUCUGUCUCUUCACUACCUCAUUUCCACAUUUGUGUGUGGCAUAUUUAUUUUCAUGUCUAUUUGUGCUGAAUCUUUGUGUUUAAAUAAAUAUGUAAAUAUUUCUCGUUAACGUUGUCUGUCAUUUUUCACAAACUAGCUGGUGCAACUCAGCAAUCGAGUUCAAGUAAUCAAGUAUAAGCAGUACGUUUAUAUGAAGGUUAGUUAUGAUAAAUAGUUGCCCAACCGGAAGUAGUUAAAGCAUGGUCUGAGCUCACUAAACUAAAACGAAAAGUUAAGUUUUAAAAGCUAAUUCAUUACUCUAAAUGCGCCAUUAAAUUAUUUAUAGUCUUUCUGAAAAUUAUCUCAAUGAUUACAUGAAUUUAAAUAAAGCAAGAACAAAUAUUGGUGCAGAAUAGUAUGAAUUCAUAUUAUUUCGAGGUUUCUCGUCAGCUGCUUACAAACCAAAAAAUGUGAUAGAAUUUUUACAUUGAGAUAGAGUGAAAACAAAUGACAUAGAUGAGUGUAAAUAACUGGGUAAAAAUUCUAUCACAUUUUCUGGUUUGUAAGCAGCUGACGAGAA
Molecule: messenger RNA, 1581 nt
Organism: Schistosoma bovis
Lineage: Eukaryota; Metazoa; Platyhelminthes; Trematoda; Strigeidida; Schistosomatidae
Source: the annotation of a GenBank genome assembly